UAAAAAUUAAUGUAAUAAUAAUAAUAAUAGCAAUAAUAACCUAGAGCCAGAACAAAGGAAAGAUAUGUGUGUGAAGCUAUGAAUUUAGUUAAAUUGUGGAGGUUUCAAAUUUUAUAGAGUUUUUAUUAGAUAAGUUUAUUAAACUGAGAUUAGAGUAGUUGAUGGGAGAAAAGUAAGAAUUACAUUGGAUCAAGCAGCUGAAUUAGUUGGAUGCCCAAGAAAGACUUUAGAGGAUUAUUAUUAUUUAUUGAGAAAGGCUUAAAAUUUAGGUAAUUUGAAUUCAAUCAUUUUUAGUUAAUUUGGAAGAUAAAAAAAAUGAAAAAAUGGGGUUUAUAAGAAAAAUAUGUCGAGAAAAUAAAAAACAAUAAUAAUUAUUAAAGUAAGAAGAAGAAUUUUAUCAAAUAAAUUAAUUUUAAUUGGAUGAGAUACAUGAUGAUUGAUA
Molecule: messenger RNA, 442 nt
Organism: Paramecium sonneborni
Lineage: Eukaryota; Ciliophora; Oligohymenophorea; Peniculida; Parameciidae
Source: the annotation of a GenBank genome assembly